Messenger RNA from Sitodiplosis mosellana (orange wheat blossom midge), 2238 nucleotides. RefSeq lists its product as uncharacterized. The coding region runs from base 350 to 832 and encodes 160 amino acids. Gene Ontology annotation, biological process: cilium organization. Lineage: Eukaryota; Metazoa; Arthropoda; Insecta; Diptera; Cecidomyiidae. The record is from RefSeq and is a predicted model, not a curated record. The transcript is spliced from 2 exons.
UGAAUAUUACGAGUGGAGGAAGAGUGAAAGAGAGCGAGUGAGAGUGAGUGAGCAUAUUGAUGUGUGUUGCGAAUGUAUGCACGUUUAUUUACAGUGUGUAAUCGAGCACUAGCGAAUGUGAAAAAAAAGUACUGAAUAAAACGGUUGUGUGUCUCUUACUCAUAAAGUCAUGUCAGAGUCGCAUUAAUUUAGCAAAGUAGAAGAAAAGGAUAAAAGAAUAAAAUAUAUGUAUAGAUAGCUAUAGAGAGAGAAAACCAAAAACGAACAACCGUAAAAGAAGAGACAUAUCUUGUGUAUCACAAGUGUCAAAAGUGUGUGUGCUUCUCUUGUAUGGUGGUGACCUAUUAAAAUGGUAGAACCUGAUCCAUGGAAUGUAAUUGAGAAAAAUCAAGAAAAUACUCACAAUUGUGUGACUAACAGCAACGAAUCGAACGCCAAUCCAUCUGCAUUCGAAGACAAUUUUCUGGCGCAAACCACAGCAAACGUAUCAAACGACAAUUUACCCGAUUCACAGGAGUACAUUCAGGCAUUAGAAAGGAAACUUUCAAAGCUGAAAAACUCUGCAAAUAUUUUGGAUCAGCUGAAAGCGCGCCGUGAACAUUGCAUCGAAAAUCUGCUGGUGGGUAAUAUCAAUUUGAACGAUAGCACAAACGGUGACGAAAUUCAUUUGGACGAGGACAUCGAAUCGAACCGGGGACGUGAUAUUUUGCGAUACAUUCAACCAGAGCAACCGAUCAAUUUGGGUGAAUUGGUGACGAUCAUAAAUCACGAUUAUUUGGAUCAAGAGCAGAAGAAUUCCUCUGAACCUGACGAAAGCGAAGAAACCCAUUAAACGAAGUAAGAUCACAACGCAUUGCAUUUAUUUACAAAGAAAAAAAAAUACAAACUGGCAAACAAACAAACCAAAUAAAUUUCAUCAUUAGCCCAGAGCACAAUGUCAUCGAUUCAACAAAAAUCAAUGAAUGCCGUCGAUUUGACGCAGAAAACCUUUUUCCUAAUGAGUGGUGCAUCGCGUGGCAUUGGACGAACGAUGGCCAUUGAAUGUGCUGCAAAAAUGGCAACGGGUUCUGUUAUCGUGUUGAUAGCACGAUCCACUGCGGGCCUCGAAGAAACUAAAGCCCAAAUUCUCGCUAAAAAUCCAUCAAAUGUAACGGUGUUUCUGUUGACACUCGAUCUGACACGUCCAUCGGCCGACCAAAUUAGUUCCGCCAUUUUCGAUGCCACACUCAGCGAACGCAAUCUCGACGAAUUUAAAUUAGCAAUGAUUGUACAUAACGUGGGUAGCAUUGGUGAUGUCAAGCGAUAUGCUAAAGAUUUUAGUGAUAUUGAUGAAUUACAUGACUAUUAUGCGGUGAAUGUGUUUUCUGUGGUUGCACUCAAUUCGGAAUUCAUGAAGCGAUUCGACGUGCAAACGCGACGGUUGAUUGUCAACAUUACAUCAAAAUGUAGCCUUGUUCCAUUCAAAAGCCUAACCAUGUACUGGUAAUGUAUAUUCUAUCAGCAAACCAAUUCAUUCUUAUUAUUUUAUUGUUACUCUUUCUUUGGUUUAACAAAAUUUUCUUAACAUUUUACUCUUUUUCCAAAACAACGAACACGGCACGAAAACCAAAACAAAAAAACAACACCACCAAAGUUCUGGCAAGGCAGCACGUGAAAUGUACUUCCGAACAUUGGCAUUGGAAGAGGCCGAACGUGAUCCAACAUUGACUGUACUUAAUUAUGCACCCGGGCCCGUUCAAACCGAAAUGACACACGAAAUAGAAAACAAUGCGGUGGCAUUCGAUGUGCGGGCCAUUUUCAAGGGAUUGCGCGAGGAAAGGACAAUUCUACAACCGAUCGAAACAACGAUCAAAUUUCUAAAAGUCAUUGAAACGGGUGAUUAUGUUUCUGGAGCGCACAUCGAUUACUAUGACAAUUGACAAUAAAAUGAAACGGAACGAAAAACGCUUUUAAUGAAGAAAAAAAAAACGAUGUUCUUGGCCAAUAGAAUAUAGAUAAGCUUAUUACAGGAAUUCGUUUUGAUCGAAUUUACUUAGUAUUGUUCGAGUUUAAAAAAAAUUGUGUCUUCUCUCUCCAUUCCACUGAGCUAUUUUUUGUUUCAAGCCUUGUUUGUCCAAGCCGCACUUUGUUAAUUUAGAUUCCAAAUGUAACAUUUCCCGCCCACUUUUAUACAUAUAUGAUAUUCGAAGAGUAUUGAGAAAAUAUAUAGAUAUUUUUGUUAUCGAGCAUACAAGAAAA